GUGUAUUCGUUAUUAUUUAAAUAACUGAAACAAACAUAUCUCGCAGAUAUUUUUUGAUUUAAAGAAGAAAAAACUUCGCGUAAGUACUAAUCGUCUACGAAUCGUGUAAAUAAACUCUUAUCCUGAAACGUCGCGCCAAUUAGUUACUUUGUUUUACUUAGCUUGGUUGAUAAAACAGUAUAAAAAAAUUCACUUGAAACGGUUGCUCCAGUUUCAGUUAUUUUGUACACAUGUUUCAAGUACCAUUUCAAAUCAAUUUCCAGUCCAGGUUCAACUACGUUCCAUACAUCGACGCACGGGCACAGCUACAGGCACAGUAACGUCGUCCAUCUGGUGGCGAUGCACUGUACUAAUGGCUGGCUGGCUGGCUGGCGCACACGAGUGUAGAAAGAGAAAGAAAGAGAAAGAGAGACACAGGUACGCGAGACGAGCUUGUGGUGAGGUAGCUACCAGUCAACAGCAGAGACGGAGACGGAGAGUUCGAGGUAGCCCGUGCUUCUAGCUGGCUGUGGCUCUCGUUGUAACUCGUUGUAACGUGACGCGAAGGUGUGCCAAGCUCUUUCGAUUGCCUGUUACUUCGUACGACGUACGAAGACGCCCGAUUGCAGGUCUAUCGUAGUGUCGCGGAUUGAAAGUGUCGGUAGUGUUGUGUGAUCUGUCCUCGUGUGCCAAUCAAAAAAAAGAACUGUAUCAGCAGUAGCAGCGUAGGUACAUCAUCGUGGAAAACUGUCAAGAGUGUGUGUCCCAGACGCUGGCUGUGAACAGGAAAGCAUCGGACAAUCGUCAUCGCAGGCGUCGGAUUGCACCGAACAUAAGAUCCAGCCCUUUCCUAAUGUACGAAUUCGAGCAGAUGUGAUCGAGGGGAGUUGGAAGUUCGCUCAAGGGUCGCGGGGACUGGUAACCGCAGCUAGAGAGGUUCUUCCCAGGAUGCCGCAAGGUUUCGCGACCGUUCAAAGACUUGGAGUCGCGUCACGAGCGUGUAAUAGAAUAACGAGCUGAGGAUGUCGGAGCAAAACGGGCCCAGCGAGGGCCCAGGACCAGGUCCGGGUCCGGGACCGGGACCCGGUUGGUGGCCAGCCUCGCAAUCCUGGAAGACGAACUCCUGUACGUCCGUCUCCUCCUCGUCGACUACUUCCACUGCUCCAGACAGCUCCGCCUCCGUCUCUGUCUCCUGCACCAUUUCUACCUCUUCCCUGACCACCACCACUUCCACAUCUUCCUCGACCAGCUGCUGUUCCUCGACUCCUAGCGGACCCUCGUGCACGAUCACUGCUGCUCGUUCCUCGGAAACAGGGAAAAACGUUUCCGUCACGACUAUCAACGUACCGAAUAAUCAGGACAUACAUGAUGGCAAAGGUAUCUGCAAGUACCUUACCGGCCAGAAUGGCGUCACAGUGUCGGUAGUUUCGAGCUGUGGCUCCGUGUUGGACUGUGGAAAUGCAAACGUUGUAUCCACCACAGGGAUCGGCAUCAGCAGCGGGUCGCACAGCAUCGGUAUCGGUAUAGGUGUCAAUGUCCUUCAGUCUCAGAACACCGGGGACGAUGAUGCGGAAGAUAGCGAUGUCGAAAUAAGCAAGAUUGAUUUUCGCGGGGUGAACCUGCGUACGAAGAAGAAACGAGACGUGCCGGUGAACCAAGCAGGAGAGAAAAUAGGCGACGUAGACGCCGAAGAUGGAAAUUGCUGUUACGAUGGAAACGAUAUCUCCCAACAGCAGCCAGAAAGACCCAUGUCGUGGGAAGGUGAAUUGUCUGACCAAGAAAUGUCUUCCAAUACAAUUACAAAUCAGGAUACACACGAAGACACAUCCAUGGAAGGUGUCCAGGUAUGCAGCGCAAGUCCAGGUCCUAUGGAGCAAAAAUUUCCUAUAAAACCAGAGCCAGACUUCCGGUCUAGUCCGGGAUUUGCAUUUGGUUCAUUUCACGAUACUGGAUUACCUUUGACCCAUGGCCAGCAGAUGCAGCAACAACAACAGCAGCGCAACAUAGAGAACCUUGAACAGACACAACAAAAUGAUUUACCUCUCCUCGUAGGGAAACUACUGGGUGGUUACAAUAGUUCAACUCCAAAUCACAGUCCUGUGUUGAAUCCCAGACAUCAUUUGACUAAACAUAGUCAUACGAGAUCGCAGGUGCCGUCUCCAGACUCGGCGAUUCACUCUGCGUACAGCGUAUUCAGUUCGCCGACGCAAAGCCCUCAUGCAGCUCGUCACUCCGCUUUAGGAGCAGGAAGUCCAGUACCAUCUUCGUCGCUUUCUCUGUCGCGACACAGUUUCAACAAUUCAACAUCCUCGUUAUCGUUGUCGCUAUCUCAUUCUCUCUCGAGAAACAAUUCGGAUGCCUCGAGCAGCUGUUACAGCUACGGUUCUCUCAGUCCACCCACGCAUUCACCCGUCCAACAACCAAGACAUCCGCAGCAUCAUCAGCAUCAGGUAGCUCAGGGAAGUCCGCUUCAUCUGCCGGCAACAGCCCCGUCCGCGAUUGCUCAUCAUUACUCUUCCUCUACACCGGGUUCUGAACUCUCACCUGAAGGGCAUACCGCACCCGAUGACCAAGAAGACUGUCGAAUACCCUCAGCGCCUUCGAGUAUCUCUACUAGGCAACAACUGAUCAAUAGCCCCUGUCCAAUUUGUGGCGACAAGAUAAGCGGUUUCCAUUAUGGAAUCUUCUCCUGUGAAUCGUGUAAAGGAUUCUUCAAACGCACCGUCCAAAACCGAAAGAAUUAUGUGUGCCUUAGAGGCGCGGGCUGUCCAGUCACCGUCGCCACCAGAAAGAAGUGCCCGGCCUGCCGCUUUGACAAGUGCCUCAAUAUGGGUAUGAAACUCGAGGCUAUUAGAGAAGACCGCACCAGGGGCGGUCGAAGUACCUAUCAGUGUACGUACACUCUUCCUGCGAGUCUCGUGAGCAAUUCCGCGAGCGGCAUGACCGGUGACAAAUUGACCACGGGGGGUAAUUGUAGUCCAGCUCCACCUGGUAGCGAGCAUCAUUAUAGCAGCAGGCAUCACUCGCAUAAGAUGCAGAUGGUGCCGCAACUUUUGCAAGACAUUAUGGACGUAGAACAUUUGUGGCAUUACAACGAUAACGAUCGAAUGUCUGGAAUUCAAGCUGGAGGAACGAACGCUACUAGAAACAACGAUGCGAUGUUAUUGGGAGUUGGAACUGGUGGUGGAUCUGGUACGGGAAGUGAUGCAGGUUCGAGAGUUGAACGUUCCACCAAUGGAACAGCUGGAAAUGGAAAUUCCAACAAUAGAAGAGACGAUAGGCCUAACGUUUCUAAUGUUAACAGUGAACAACGAGCUACAUCCGUUAACAGUAGUUCCCAGAUCGGUAAUAACACGAAUGGCAACUCUACCCAACAUCCUGAUUUCCUGUCGAACCUCUGCAACAUUGCUGAUCAUCGAUUGUACAAAAUAGUGAAAUGGUGCAAGAGUCUGCCGCUGUUUAAAAAUAUAUCCAUCGACGAUCAAAUCUGUCUGUUAAUUAACUCUUGGUGCGAGCUAUUGCUCUUCUCGUGCUGCUUUCGCAGUAUGAGUACUCCCGGUGAAAUCAGAGUGUCUCUGGGCAAGUCGAUCACAUUAGAACAGGCUAGACAGCUUGGCUUGGCGACCUGCAUCGAGAGGAUGCUCGCAUUUACUAACAAUCUGAGAAGGCUAAGAGUCGAUCAGUACGAAUAUGUAGCAAUGAAGGUAAUAGUGUUGUUGACCAGUGAUACGAGUGAACUAAAGGAACCUGAAAAAGUUCGAGCGUCUCAGGAAAAGGCUUUACAGGCACUGCAGCAAUACACCAUAGCAAGGUACCCAGAGAUGCCUGCCAAGUUUGGCGAAUUAUUGUUAAGAAUUCCAGAUUUACAAAGAACAUGCCAGGCAGGAAAAGAAUUGUUAACUGCAAAACGCGCAGAAGGAGAGGGCAGCUCGUUUAAUUUGUUGAUGGAAUUAUUAAGAGGAGAUCACUGAAUUAUCAUCACAAUAAACAAUGCCAUUCCAUGCUUAUAGAGUUCAUAAGCUUAGGGAAUUGGAUAUAUUAGAUAAUCAAGGAGCAGAAAAACUAGAAAGAAAUCAUAAACAUUACGGUCCAUGAUACAUUAGUUCAGGGUGAAGGGACUACAUUCUUAUAGGACUAAUUAGAGGUUGACUGCUUGACGCAUAAAGCGGACGAAAGAAAUUCUAUGUUUUUUCUCUCUUUUUUUUGUUCUUUUUUUAUUUAAAAUGCUUCCAUGCGGGUUAUUGCAUAAUGCGAACCCACUUUGAAAUACAUACAGGAAUUUCGAAGCGGCCUAUGGUAUGCUCGAAAUGUUCAGCGUGCAUAUUUUUUAUGCAAAACAGACUGAAAGUAUAAUCGAAGGAGAGAUGCAGAGCAUUUACUUUUACAAUAAUAUUGAUGUACAGAGAUAGAAAGAUUGAGAGAGAGGGAGAGAAAGAAAGAACGAGUGAGCGAGCGUAAGAGAGAGAGAGAGAGAGGGAGUUGGUAUCAAAUAGCAUAAAAAUGCUAAAUUUUAUUAGAUAGGUUCAAUCUGUUCGAGUAAACCACGAAUACAAAGUUUUAAACUUGAUGAUUAUUAUAAUAAUAACACAACCAGUAUUUUGUAUUGUUCUGCGUUUACUUAAGAUUAAGGCACAGAAUGAUGUCUUAUAUCCCGGUAAUGAAAGUGUACUUAAAUCAUGAGUCGACCAAUUGUUUGCUUAUAGAGCAGUUAAUCGUGUAAUAAUUAUUAGAUAAUGACGUUUAGCUAACAUAUUGUCAUCAGAGCAUUAUGGUUUUUAUCUAUCGUAUAAAUACAUUUUUUUUUUUAUUUUUCGUAUGUUUUAAUAACGCGCCAACGACGGAUGACCAAUCUCGUAUGCUCUAAAUGGCAUACAUUUUCUUUUUUUUAUCUCACGAACAACGCUUGAGACAAUCUCUCUUUUUGUAAAUAAAUUUUAUUUGAAAACAUUUGUUUCUAAAUUAUGUUCUGUUUGAGGAAAUUCUUGUAUAUUAAAUUUUUAUCAAGUUGAUGUUUGUUUGUUGCAAAAUUUUACAAUUAUUCUGUUUGAAACCGGUUUCAUAGUCUCUAUGCGUGUGGAGUAAAUAACUUUUGUUACAUAGCAGUAUUUAACUGCGAAACUAAUGGUUCGCACACAGAAAAGUCAUCCACAAACGCCCAAGUCUGUCAAAUAUAUUAACAUCUGUAGAAUGUUGAAUUACUUGGAAACUAUAUAUGGUGAAAGAUAGACCAAGUAGAGACUUCUCACGCAUAGUGUCCAUUUGAUUGUGAAACAAAUUUAAAUUGAUUUACAUUCAAUUUAUUAUAUUUAUGUAAAAGAAAAUUGUUUUCUCAGAAUAAAAUUAAGACAUUAAAAUGAGUUGAACAAACGAAUAAUUUAUUGUCGAUUUAAAAUGAUUGUUUAAAAAGCACACUGAAAAGAUUCUAUGUGUUAAUUAUAAAAUUGUGCAAUUUGUAAAUUUGAAUGCAUAUAAAUUUUUUGUUUAUAGAAAAUCAGUUAUAGAACGGAGCCAAAGUCUCGUGUUUAAAAGAAAGAAUACUCAUCUCUGUCGUUGGUACUAUAAUGAGACUGUCAUAUCAACACUUUAUUCAUUUUAUUAAAGCAGCAGUUAAGUUUCUUUUGAUUCAUCGAUAAGAAUGUUGAAACAUGCGAUACUCGAUCUGUAAUGUAACUUGUAAGAAUUGUCUUCCCAACUUUAUAUCAAAUUUCUUUAUAUAAAAAUUGUUCUUUGUUGUGCACAGUGUAUUCAUUAAAUGCGAUAAAGAACAUAACUUCCAUUCGUUACAUUAAAAAGUGAAGUUAUAAAAUUAAAAUAGAAUUCCAAUAUAAAUGAAGUAUUGAGUUCAUUGUUUAAUGAAAUGUUAGGUAAAUAAUUAUUAAUCAAUCUUCAGUGAUUUUUAUAUAAUUUUAUAAAGAUUAUGGUUUUUAACGUAAUAUUUUAUGUUUUAUUUUAAUGAGACACUGUGUGAGCAUAUGUAUGGUACGUAUAGUGGAGCACAUUAUUUGUAAAAAAUUAUUCCUAUCAAAUAUCAGAUUUUUACUGUAUAUACUUAAAAAAUAGCAAUUUAGUAGCCAUCGAGUAUACAACUUACUUUUCUGAUAUUUCAAUGUUUAUAUACGCUGGGGAACAAUUUUUUAAAAUAAUAAUGCAAUUUGAGUUAAAUAUAUUUACAAAGUACAGAUAAAAAGUAAUUGUAUAUUGUUACCGUACACAAAAAUCUUUUUAUUAGAUUUUCAAGCUUUUUUAAUGUAAGGAAACCUUAUGAAACAAUUUUCACUGUUUACUUGAAAAAUUUAAAAAAAAGUCAUUAGGUCAACUUUUCUAAUGCCAAAUUAGUUAAUACAUAAUAAAUUAGCAAACUGAAAUUUCAGAAUACAUUGCUUUGCUACUGCUAUCGUAACGAUUAAAAAAUAAAAAAAAUGAAAGAGUAUAUUACAUUGAGAGAUAUACAAGAUUUUAAAGUAAAGAAUAUGCGAACCAUUGAAUUUAAAAUAAAAUUUCUAGCAAUGGUUAAUGAGAAAUUCUUCUGUUGAAAGAAGUAUUACUAGACAGUAAUUAAUGAAGUAUUAUAAAAACUGAAAUAUUUGUGCCUUCAAUAAAAUUUAGUAUUUUAAUCCUUUUGUAAUUUGUGAUGCAACAUAGAAACAAGAAAAACUAAAUGCAACAAGCGAAUAGAAACAAUGUAAAUAUCUACAUAUAAAAAAUUAAUAACUGACAGUCUGAUUAAAAUUAAUAAUGAAUGUGGAAUUUUUGCGAAAAAUUUAUCGAACCUUUAUGCAUUUAAAAUAAACUCAACAUAACAUACAUUGGCGUAACUAGAAGUUUUUCCUAAGGUGGGCCAGGACCGUUAGAAAUUUUGGAAUUUUUAGAUGUUUUAUAUUUGGAAUUUUGAAAAUCUGAAAUUUUUGAAUCUUGAAAUCUUAAAAUUUUAGAACUAUGAGAGGGCUAGUUCUCACUGUUGAGGAGGCCAGGUCCACUUUGAUCCCUAUCUAGUUACGCUAAUAACAUAAGCUUUUUAAAAAUACAAGAAAAAGAAGAAAGCAAAUUUUUUACUGAAGAACAUGAGAUUGAAUCGACCAAUUUUUCCAUUUUCUGCGUUUCACUUUUUAAUGAACUUCAGCUACCUAAUAACAAACAGUAUCAAACCGGAAAGUAUAAUUAUGCUAUAUAUUUUAAACACUCUUAUAUGCGCGUAUUAUGAAUACUUAUACAGAACUGUUGGACCGCAUGUUUUUGAUUACUUAUUGAAUAAUUAUACAGCGAUCGAAACAAAAAUGAAGUAAUUUUUAUAGUUCAUAACUGAAAAAGGAAUUCAAUAAGCAAUAUUGAGUUGCUUUUACUUUUGAUUGGUGCUGUUUCAUAAUUAAACAUGGAUUAUUAUACUUUCUGUUAGUAUCAUUGAUUAUAAUUUAAUUCAUAAAUCAAAUCAUAGGAAUGUGCGGAUAUCGGAACUUCGGAUCGACUAGGAAAAACUGACGAAAUCGGGUGAAAUCGGGUGAAAGCUUUGCUACAUACGAAUGCUGGGGUCUGACUUUUCACCAUUCAAAAAUUUUAACAUUCCAAACUACCAGAUUUCUAAAAUUCCUAAAUUUCAAUGUUUCAAAAUUUCUAAGAGACCUCGUCCACCUUAAAAAAAUUAAGUUACACCGAUAAGGAUUUAUAAAGAUUUUGCGAAUGUUUACCAUGUAAAUUGUUCUUAAAAAAAACUGGAUAUAUUAAGACGCUAUAUAUUAAACGUUAUAAACAUGAUACAACCUAUCUUAAAUAUAAUUUCAAAUAAAUCUCGAGUGUCCGAAAAGUUUUGGGAUUCCGAGCAUUCGUAUGUAGAACUUUCGCGCUCUCAUCCGAUUCUGCCCAAUUGUUCCGCGCAUGUUUAGUAAAUGAUUGCUAAAGGUGAUAAACAAACAAUAAGUAAAAUUUAUCUUAAAUUAAUAAUUAUACGGUACCAAUUGAAAUUUAAGAGAAUGCAAAGUAAAUAUUGUAAAUAUAAAGAUGCAGAAUAAUAUCUUUUGUAAUGAAUGUAUGAAAGGUGGAUGAGAAAGAAAAAAAGAUAAGGAUCGAAUGAACGUGUGAUAAAGAAAGAAAGGAAGAAGGAAAAGAAAAGAGAGAAAGGGAAAGUGCGCGCAUACGAGAGUGAGGGAGAGAGAGAAAGAGAAAGAAUCUAUAACUAUAGAUUAUAAUAUCGACUUAAACGGAAGAGCACAAAAUAAGUUUAUAAAGAUGUUGAUAUUUAACUUGUUAAAAAAAAAUAACUAAUCUAUGUUUGAUAAAGAAAAGAAAAAAACGUUUACAGGAUGUUUAUUGUUUGAUUGAUGACUGCUAAAUGGAUUUUGUUGCACGUUCAUGUAACUACUGCAACCAGUGCCGGAUUAAAUGUUGUUCGGGGCCGGGGGAAGGAGGCCGCAGCCUCGGACCUCACUUUUCCGUUUACUAUGUCAAAAAAUAUUGAAUGCAAUUCUUUUACUAUUGCCUUUUUCCUUUACGAUUAGAUGUUAUUUAAAUUUCAGAUUUUAAUCCGGUCCUGAUUGCAACGAUUUUAGUUCGAACGCUCUUAACGAAUUAACGAUCGAUCGAGGGAAAAAGAUUGAUCAAAAUUUUAUUGCCAAUUGUGACAAUAUUCAGAUAAAGCUGUGAAUUCGUAAUAUAUAUACAGCCUGUCCCAUGAAACUGGGCGAAGCUAUAGCUUUAAAACGGUGUGUACAUUUUUAAAUUUCCAAAUUACUAAAUUUGAAAGUUUUUAAAUUUUAAAACCAGUGCCAGUAAAUUCUUCAGCUACCGCUUGACCCGCCCGUCACUGUCGCAAGGGGCUUGAAAUCUCUAAAAAUGUUUAAUUCUCACACUACAAUACAGGCGCCAAUGAAAUUUUUAUUCUAUUACCGUUCUAAAGUUAUAACUUGGCUCUAUUUCGUAGGACACCCUGUAUAUUCAUCAGGGAGCUUAAAUAUAGUAGAUUGUAACAAUAAUUAUUACAUACACACACACGCCUAUUGCAAUUAAAGAGAUCGUAUUCUAGAAAUAAUAUAAAUGCCCGCGUAUAAUAUAUGUAGUCUUGAUUCAAUAUGAAACACAAUUGAAAAUUUGAUAAAGAAACAUGUAAAAAUAUGAAUAAUUUUUUAUUGCUUACGAUGAACUGACUUGCAUUAAUUAUUUUUACAAAAUAUUAAUUUAUAUAUUGUUGAUGGUAAGUUUUUGUUGAAAUCAUGUUUAAACUUGCAUUUUAGCACAGAUACAUUACUAGAUUAUUGUAAAAAGUGUUUGAUUAUCAAGUCAAUUAAUCGAGAAGGAAAACCAAAUUACGAAAGUGUAAUGACAAGAAUAUUUCAUAUUCCCCACAUAGAAAGAUGGCUAUUCAAACUACAUAAUUAGAAGGUAGUUUUAUACAUAUAACAUGAUCAUUAAAAAAUAAAGAAAUUUUUAUAAAA
Messenger RNA from Osmia bicornis bicornis, 9401 nucleotides. RefSeq names its product nuclear hormone receptor FTZ-F1 beta (gene Hr39). The record is from RefSeq and is a predicted model, not a curated record. Lineage: Eukaryota; Metazoa; Arthropoda; Insecta; Hymenoptera; Megachilidae. Bases 1002 to 3950 code for a protein of 982 amino acids. The transcript has 8 exons. Gene Ontology annotation, cellular component: RNA polymerase II transcription regulator complex. Gene Ontology annotation, molecular function: RNA polymerase II cis-regulatory region sequence-specific DNA binding; nuclear receptor activity; zinc ion binding. Gene Ontology annotation, biological process: regulation of transcription by RNA polymerase II; hormone-mediated signaling pathway; tissue development.